UGGUCUUACUCUGAAAAUGGACCUGAAAAGUGGGCGGCCAGCUAUCCGAAUUGUGCGGGUCAGUUCCAGUCACCAAUAGAUCUGGUAGACGCUGAGGUGCAGUACAAUUCAAGUUUAAAGACUGUGAAAAUGAUUCGGAUGAAUGAAACCGGAAUUGAACAGUUGAGCUUGGAUUUAUCGAAUAAUGGACAUUCAGCGCAGAUUAGCUUUCCGGAGCGAGCAUUUGGCGUGUCAUUUGAGGGGACUGACAAGGCGAGUUAUGAAGUCAAACAAAUUCACUUCCACUGGGGUAGUGAUGGAAAUGGCGGUUCGGAACAUACGAUAAAUGGCAAAGCAUAUGUAAUGGAGACACAUGUGGUGACUUUCAAGAAGUCUUAUGGUGACUUCCAAACCGCGCUCACAAAAAGUGACGGCCUGGCCGUACUCGGAUUCCUCCAUGUAAUCAAUGAUAAUGCACGGCCAGAUGAAAAUCAAAUAAGUGCCAUGGGCACUUUGGACACAGACCUUCAAAAAAUUCGCAAAGCUGGUGAAACAACCAAAAUGAGAGGGUUCAAUUUGCUGGAAAUAAUGAAUCAAGUUGAUCACAAUUCAUACUACAGGUAUGGCGGAUCGCUCACGACACCUCCUUGUACGGAGAACGUUAUGUGGACAAUAUUCCGACAGCCAGUUUUCAUUACAAACAAG
Opisthorchis viverrini is the source of this 684-nucleotide messenger RNA. RefSeq lists its product as hypothetical. Gene Ontology annotation, cellular component: cytoplasm. The annotation marks the transcript as partial. Gene Ontology annotation, molecular function: zinc ion binding; carbonate dehydratase activity. NCBI's taxonomy places the organism in Eukaryota, Metazoa, Platyhelminthes, Trematoda, Opisthorchiida, Opisthorchiidae. The record is from RefSeq and is a predicted model, not a curated record. The transcript is spliced from 3 exons.